This is a messenger RNA of Gadus morhua (Atlantic cod), 2554 nucleotides long. RefSeq names its product neural proliferation differentiation and control protein 1. Bases 273 to 1256 code for a protein of 327 amino acids. The transcript has 9 exons. Gene Ontology annotation, cellular component: membrane. NCBI's taxonomy places the organism in Eukaryota, Metazoa, Chordata, Actinopteri, Gadiformes, Gadidae. The record is from RefSeq and is a predicted model, not a curated record.
CAAAUCCUCAGGUCCCGCCCCCUCACCUAGUCCGUCCUCCCUGUCAGAGGCUGGACGCCGCUAUCUUUAGCACUAGUGCCGGGGAUUAACGAGUAUUUGCAGAGCGCGAGUCGACUGAGUCACAUCCUUCUACCUGAGACGGGGCUGUAGCUGUAUUUUCAGCGACCGCCGUGUUCGCCGGCGUCUUCGGAUCUAAAGGAUAGCAAAGGAUGGGGGAAUGACAUAUCACAUGUCGUCUAAUCUGGUUCUCCGUUGUUAAGAAGCUUCGAAGGAUGCUGCUGUCCGGCAGCGCGUGGAGCGGGUACGGGGUUCUGCUGUGUAUGUGCGCGUGCUGGCUCCUGUUCGGCGGUGUCUCCACGAGCGUUCCAGUGAAAAGUCGAUGCCAUCAUCUGGUGUGUGCCGAAAAGGGGCGGCACUUCUGCAAGGCUGGCUCCUCCCACUGCGGCUCCUGCCUGUCCCCAUUGGUGGAGAACAAGGAGGGACUCUGUGUGGCCAAACCAAAGCACCACCGUCAUGGCACAGAGACGGUCCCUGAACUGGACCAGGAGAUCGACUUCCUGCACUCUGUUAUCGAGGAGAAGGAGGUGUCUGUUACCCAACCAAAACGACCCAAAGUGCAAGUGAACACCUCUUCCCGCUCUGAUACGAGGAUCUUCUUUGACGCGGUCGUACCGGACCGACCGGCCGCAGCCUCGCCCAACACCACUGCCCCGACCGGUUCCCCCCCGCCUCGGGACCCCGAGGGCCCCACCACUCUGGCACCUCAACCAAGGGCCACGGCCCUGGACGGCCGGGCCGGCCCCAGGGUGGCCCCGGUCUCCGCCCCCCUCAACGACAUCCUGGUCCUCGCUCUGAUCAGCCUGUUCGUGGCGUUUGGCAUCGUGUUUCUGAUCGUCGCAGGGGUCUGUUUCUUCAGGUUGCGGAGGGGAUCGCGCUUGGCCAAGAAAGCAGACUAUCCUGGGUUCAAAGGACCAGGCACGGUUAAUGGAACAUCGCAUGGUGAUGCAAAUCUCCAAAUGAGUGCUCAGAUGUAUCACUACCAGCACCAGAAACAGCAGAUGAUGUCCAUGGGAAAACACCAAGAGACACACACAGAGCAGAGGGUCCCCGACUCUGAGAUGAUGUCAGACGAGGAAGAGAUCGGAGGAGACUUCACCGUGUACGAGUGUCCCGGACUAGCACCGACAGGAGAGAUGGAAGUGAAGAAUCCACUGUUUGAUGACUCACCGCUACAGUACCAGGGACAUCAAAAGUGAAGACACACAAACACACACUAACGAACACACAGUCUCUGACAAACAGACACACACACACACACACACACACACACACACACACACACACACACACACACACACACACACACACACACACACACACACACACACACACACACACACACACACACACACACACCCACCCAACAGCACCCAUGCCAGAUGGGGCCACUACUCCGCACUGGUGGUGUUUUGAGGUUUCAUUGCCUUCCUGCCCCGGACGGGGUCCUGAUACGCUUGGUUAUUUUUGUGUUGUUGGAUUUGGUUUUUCUGCAUUGUGAAGUUUCGAUUACAAAUGUAACUCUUGUUUGGUCUUUUUAAUGUUCCCCGUACUGGGACUUGUCUUAACUUAAUUUUGACAGUUAUUUCCCAAAGAACAUUUAACAUUGUGAUACACGUGCAAUAUUCACUCAGAUACAUACAAAUACAUCAUCUCGCGCUCUCUUGCUCUCAGUUGCAUUCCCUCUGACACACACACACACACACACACACACACACACACACACACACACACACACACACACACACACACACACACACACACACACAGCCCACAGACACACACACACACAGCCCACAGACACACACACACAGCCCACAGACAAACACACACACACCCACAGCCCACAGACAAACACACGGCCCACAGACCGAAAGCAACAACACAGGUACCCUCUCCUGUGAUGUCAUUGUCAUGCGUUGCUUGUAGUUCAACCACAUUCUUUACAGCUACAACAUGUUAUACUAUUUAACCAAGAAACCUUCUAUACCUCCUGACAAAUACCCAGGAACAUUCUCAAAACCCCGAAACACGGUGAGUUUUGACCUGCAAAUAUAACCUUCUUGUUUUGCAAAUUUUAAUGAUAUAAAGAGCACAUAUCCACAUUUUAAAUCAAUAAAUAUAAAUAGAUAUACAUGCAUAUAAUAUAUAAUAUAAGUAUGAGAUGGUUUAACUAAGGUGUCUGUUGCAUGGUUUGAGUUUGGCGUGUUGGUAUGUUUGUAUGCGUCCUGAAUCGAUGGACUUGUGUGGCAUGUGGACGGCUGCGCUGGAAAGCACUUAAAGGGAACUCUCGGGGAAUGAGGUUUGACCAAUCAGACGACGGACCAGAAGUAUUGGCUCCUACUUCUUUCUCGCUAAUUUCCCCUGUCCUGUUCCGAGUCUACCUAUAGUGCUGCAAAAUGUACAUACAAAAGAAAAAGUGAAAGUAUUCACCUUUUUUAUAUUUGUACAUGCUGACAUUUAAAAAUUAAAACUUUUUAUCAUGAUGUAUAAAUGA